AUGGAGGAGCGGGACAGAAGCCGCUCCCCGUCCCGCAGGACCAGUCGGGUGGAGCAGGUGGUGGGGCGAUGGCUACGACGCUCCAGGGAUUCCAGCAGCAGAGAGCGUAUCCUGGUAGAUGGGAAGGCGGCUGCGGGGGGAGAGUCUAGCGUUCAGGACCAGAAGAACAGCUACCCGGUUAGACUGACCAUCCAGAUCCUACGAGACCCCCUCCUCAACACUCAUGGAAUCACCCUGACACCUCAGACACCCAUACUGGUGCAGGACAUCACCCCAGCGGGGCCGGCUGAUGGAAGGCUCAUCCCUGGCGACCAGGUCGUAAAGAUCAACAAUGUUGCCGUCGACGACCUUACCCCAGAGCAAGCGGCUGACCUCAUCAGGGAGUGUCAGCACUCUGUGAUGAUAACGGUCCUCAGAAACUCAGCGGGACCCAAGUCUUCCUUCAUCACCCCAGAGAAGAGAGCUAAACUCCGGUCCAACCCGGUCAAAGUUCGCUUUGCUGAGGAGGUUGAGGUCAAUAGUCACUCUCAGGGCAACUCGCUGCUCUUCCUCCCCAACGUUCUAAAGGUGUAUCUGGAGAACGGACAGACCAAGGCCUUCAAGUUUGAACCCAACACCACUGUCAAGGUAACUAAUAUCAUACACAUACUACACUAUCGUAUUAUAAGUAUAAUCCUGAUGAUACUACUAAUAUAAUAGACAGACCAAACCCAACACCGUUGUCAAGGUAACUUUAUUUUACUGAUACCA
Messenger RNA from Oncorhynchus keta (chum salmon), 750 nucleotides. Its product is annotated as FERM and PDZ domain-containing protein 1-like. The transcript is spliced from 6 exons. Gene Ontology annotation, molecular function: protein binding. The coding region runs from base 1 to 696 and encodes 231 amino acids. Lineage: Eukaryota; Metazoa; Chordata; Actinopteri; Salmoniformes; Salmonidae. The record is from RefSeq and is a predicted model, not a curated record.